Branchiostoma belcheri (Belcher's lancelet) is the source of this 3820-nucleotide messenger RNA. RefSeq lists its product as uncharacterized. The transcript has 5 exons. The coding region runs from base 696 to 3713 and encodes 1005 amino acids. The record is from RefSeq and is a predicted model, not a curated record. Lineage: Eukaryota; Metazoa; Chordata; Leptocardii; Amphioxiformes; Branchiostomatidae.
CCUGAUCCUGAAGUUCUUAUGGACCCAUCAAUCAUAAACAUGAUUUCUUACCUCAAAUCUAUGUCCUUGAUUCCCAAGUGUUUAUGCACAUGUUCAAUACUGGCUGGUCUUAGUUGAAUUAAGAAAAUUAGUAACCUUGCUCUGAACGGACAUAAUUUUGUAUAGGACUUGCUCUUAGUGGCUUCAUCAAUGAAUAUUUUUUGACACAAUGAAGCAGGCACCAUUACAGACUUACAUCAAGUCAACCAGGUAAUCCAGGUUAUACUAACGUAGUAUAUGGGGAGCCAACAUGAUAAAGAUCCGUGGCCGAUAAACACCGAUACCGGGAACAGCACUCUAGUCCAGUGGGUGAAACCCUCCUUGAUUAGAGUUACUGGACUAAGGUGACGCGGAACUAGUACUGACUUGUUAGGGCCUACCCAAGUAACCAAUCAGCUCUCAGGGGAGAAUAGCGUCAUGGGAUAUGAUAAUUAGCUCCGGACCAGCGCGGAUUUGGUCCAAUCCACGAUCGGUAAACGAGGGAUAUUUCUGUUUAUCCGGGCUUUUAGUGGGACUGAAAUAUCACUUGGAAGCGUCCGAUUGAAGUAUUUUCUUCUAUGGACUCGUUUUCCCGGUGGUUCUGACCAAAAAAUUGCGAAAAUCGUGACGAGAAUUCAGGGUAAGCUGUACCCAACAGGCACUACUACCAAUCCAAGAUGGCGGAACCCACGAGCGAAGAAGAUGGUGUUCCACUGAACAAUGUAAAUAGUGCUCAGAUGGAUGAAAUUCAAGAAGGCAGUGUUUCAGCGGAACCCUCUGACAGUGAGUCUGUCGUGUCUAAAACGUUUGAUAAAAUGUCCAACUCGCUGGUUACUGUUUCAUCAAGUAAUGGCAGUCAAACGACUUCGGGUUCCGCCGGCCCACAGGAUACUCUGACCGAGGAUGUUAUGACAGGGUACGUAGAAACGCCCACCCCAGUAUCGUCCGACCUGAACACAUCUGCUGUGAGUACUAUAUUGUCAGACGAAAUGGCUGCAGGGGAAGGGAACGGGGUGAUGUACGUCCAGGGCACUGGAAUGGUCGAAGAAACGCAGCUAACUCCUGAAGAGGCUAGGCUCCUGGAAGAACAGGCUCAGCAGCUAACGGAGGAACAGCAAGCCGAGCUCCUGCAGCAGCAACAAAACGACUUGCUGCAGCAGCAGAUCUUUGAACAGCAGACUAUUGUUCACCAGCAGAAUCACAUCAUUAGUGAGGAAGGUGUGACACAUGCACUUAUCCAAUCACAAGAGCCACAAACGCUGGAAGGACAGAUAGUUGACCAACAGACCAUAGCUCUGGAUGAGCAGACACAGGCAUUACUACAGGAACAAAUCAACCAGCAGCUGGCAGAACAGCAAGGUUCGGUGGUGAUUGAAGAUCAGAUGCAGGUGCUGUCUGCCAGUGGACAGUCUGCAGUCACAGCACCUGCACAGGAGAUUCAGGCAGGUAUCCAGCCACAGGUAGUACAGACCACAGUAGGCACAGGUGUUCAGGUGGCAACAACAUCACCGUCACUGGGCCAGGCAUCACAAGUAAUACAGCAGGUGGCACAGGCUGUAACACAGCAGUCUACUAACCAACAGUCACAGGCCAGACAGACUAUAACAGUUGGUAACACCACGUACGUUCUCCAGCAACCCACCCAAAAACCCGCAGGUGGACACACGGUGUAUGUUCUCCAGAAGCCUGGACAGUCUAAUGUGCAGCCACAGGUGCAAACGGUGACAGCACCAACAUCACAACCAAAUGUACAUGUGUUACCACAGACCAGUACUGGUAGUGGCAACACUGGUAAACAAACUGUGUAUCUUAUUCACAGAACAGGGCAAAACACACAGCCAAUACAAAUCCUACAUAAACCAGGACAACAAAUUCAAUACAUCAUUGCUCCACAAGGUCAGACAGUUCAUAUCACCCAGCCAACAGGGGCUACACAGGUGCUACAACAACAGGCACAGCUAGUGCGCCAACAACAGCAAGUGCUUGUGAUUCCUCAGAACCAGCCCAAAAAGAGGGGCCGUAAACCAAAGGCUGCUCUGGCUGAGAAACAGAAUGGAGAAGUUGAUGAUUCUGAGGAUAAAGAAAAGAGACCUCACAAACAAAUGACUAGAUCAGGACGAGUCUCCAGACCACCUUCAUACAGAGUCAGAGACUACAAAGUUAUCAAGACAGAGGAUUUGGCAGACAGCCAAGACUCCUCUGAAGGGGAGUACUCAGACUACAGCCCUGAUUCAGAUGAUGAUGCUGCAAAGCUGUCCAAAGACGACAAACCAUAUGUUCCACUGAUGUCAGAAAAGCCCAGAAGCUGGAAGUGUGAGACCUGUGAGAAGGCAUACAUUGGUAGAGCAGGACUGGGGAGGCACUAUAGACUGUACCCAGAACAUGGCCACUUGGAACCAGAUGAAGGCGAAGAGAGAACACCUGGUACUCCUGCAGAAAAAGACAGGCAUUCCAGAGACAAUGCUGAGGUUGGAGCUACACCUACAGGAUCUGUCACCAGCUUUUCUGCUACAGUGGAAACAAGUGGACCCCCACCCCAGUCAACCAGCACCACAUCCAUCACCCGGCCAACAGGCAGUGAGACUCCUGUCAAGAGAGGACCAGGCAGACCCCCCACCCAGCAUGGCGAGGCCAGAAGAAAGGCCAAGUUCAGAGAGCUGUUAAAGCAGAUGAAUGAUGAGGAGCUGAUGGAGCUGGCUCUGCCCCGUCUCACCAAGGCCAUCACACUCUGGGAGUUUCUGCUCAUGAAGGUGGAGCGUGGACGACCCUCCAGAGCCCAUUUUCCUGAUGUGUACCAGGAGUAUGAGGUUCUCCACAAACAUGUACAGAAGAUGGCUGAGGAGUACAUGGUACAACAGCCUCCCGUCACACCAAACCAGCCCAGCCUGGUCAUACAGAGUGAAACUGUAGCAAAGUCUGUCGGUAUCACACCAGAACUUCUACAGAAGGGGAAGGAAGCAGCACAAGUGCAAGCCUCUGACUCCUUCAAGUACAAGUUCCUGGUCACAGAUCCGUCAGAUGCCACCCGCAGCACCAAUGAGAGACGAGUUGUGGAAGUGGUCUCUCCAGGAGAGCUUGUACAACCUCCUUCAAAACGACAAAGAACUGAGGAAACCCUUUUGUCUGAGACCUCCAGUAGAGCUGAGGUGGAAACAGUGCCGGACUCUGAGCAGACAAUGCAAACAAGCCAAACAACCGACACAUUGCAGAACAACUUGAUAACAUCAAGACAUGGAGGAUUUGGUACGGUAUCAAGCACAAGCAGCUUAGCACACAGUAAUAAUGUGGCAACUAGCUCUCAAGAUGUUGGGCAGGAUUCAACAGAACUGGCCACAGUUUUUCCAGCUGAGUCCAACAUGGCUUCUGUAGAAGCUGAACCAACACAGCUUGUCGACGCUGGAGAAGAAUUUGUUCCUUCUAGUACGGACCAAACCGAGCCAACAGUGAUGGAGGACAGUGAACAAAUACCAUCAUCAACAGACACCCAGCCAGAUGGGAACACCAUGGGCAGUCCUGAGGUGGAAGAGGGCGUGACCCUGAUGUCACAUCCAGGUGCCACAGUAACACAGAUUGCAGAUGGACAGUUCCUAGUGACCAAUCCAGAUGGUUCAGGCAUGAAGAUUGAUGCUCCAGGGUUCACAAUAGAGGCCAUCCAGACUUUACUGGCACAGCAACAGAUCACUAUGCAUGAGUAGAUCAAGCAGCAAAUUUCAGCAAAUAAAUACACUGGCAUCUAUAAAAGUCAGCUUUCAUGUGUUCAGGAAAUAUAACAUUCAGUGAUAUGAUCACAAAUAUGUAUAUG